UACUUGAAACAUCACAUGUCCAUAACUAGCCCAAGGCUUGAGAAAUAAAAGGUUUUCAUCCUUAGCCUAGUGUUUCUUUAUCUUUGUAGGAACGGAAGAGUCGAUAGCAAAAACGAUAUCUUAAACACCGCUUUCCCUUCAAGGCCAGAUUAUAAUAGUAUUGAUUGAAAAUUGCCUAUUGACAAAAUCAUUGAUAGACAUUCGUUAUGAACUUGAUUGGUUAUUCGCUAUUGUGUACAUUUGUGAUAGCUAUAUUAUUUCAGCAGCUUUAUCAAACCAAAGACUUUGUGGUAUUCUUUAAUUUAAAUUGGUUUCCAAAUAAGAAUACUACUUUUGUAGCGGUCUUGUACAUACUGUUUCUAGCAGUCUUAGGUGAAAUACUACCUGGUAAGACGUUUCCAGGUUCUACUUUAGAAGACGGUUCUCGCCUAUAUUACAAGUGUAAUGGCUUUUCAGUUUUAUUAUCUACCGUUGCUAUGUUCGUUACUUGUCACUAUGCCAGAGUUAUCGAUGGAACUUGGAUUUCUCGUCAUUACUUUGAUCUUUUCGUUAGUGCAAACUGGAUUGCUCUUUGUUUAGCUACAUAUCUGUUUUUAUCGCAUAAGCUAUUUGGAAGGAAGAACUGGUUGAGGAAUCGCAGUUUCUUAUCCGAUUUUAUUCUUGGGAGUGAGCUGAACCCCUUUAUUUGGAAGAUUAACGUCAAGUUCUUUUGGUUGAGGCCGAGUAUGAUUGGUUGGUGUCUUAUCAAUCUUUCUCAUUUAUUCUUCCAGUUUAUCCAGCACCAGAGUAUUUCAGCUCGGAUGGUUGUUUAUCAGCUAUUGACCAAUCUUUAUAUCAUUGAUUACUUUUACAAUGAAGUAAAGAUGACCACAACUUGGGAUAUCAUUGCGGAGCACUUUGGUUUGAUGCUUAUUUGGGGUGACAUAGUUUUCAUUCCAUUUGUCUUUUCUAUUCAGUGUCGCUAUUUAGUCGAUAAUUUUCUUCCUAUGAAAUUCUGGGAAUGGAUAUUGAUUGCUUUAUGUGCCUUUGUCGGUAUUUUUAUGUUUCGUAGCUCGAAUUCACAAAAGCAUCAAUUCAAACAUCAUCCAGAAGCUAAGAUUUGGGGGAAACAGCCGGAAACAAUCGGAGGGAAGUUAUUGGUCUCUGGUUUCUGGGGUAUUGCAAGACAUAUCAAUUAUACCGGAGAUUUACUAUUGGCACUUUCAUUUUGUUUACCGUGUGGCUAUAAAACGGUUAUUCCUUAUUUUUACUUUUUAUAUCUUUUGUUAUUAUUAGUACACAGAGACAUGCGUGAUGAACAACGAUGUGCAAACAAAUAUGGUGCUCUUUGGGAAGAGUACUGUCGUCGCGUACCUUAUCGUCUCGUUCCUUAUUUUUAUUAAACGAACCAAGUUUUCGUUUAACAG
Galdieria sulphuraria is the source of this 1406-nucleotide messenger RNA. Its product is annotated as delta14-sterol reductase. Gene Ontology annotation, molecular function: oxidoreductase activity, acting on the CH-CH group of donors, NAD or NADP as acceptor. Gene Ontology annotation, biological process: sterol biosynthetic process. The record is from RefSeq and is a predicted model, not a curated record. The transcript has 5 exons. Gene Ontology annotation, cellular component: endoplasmic reticulum membrane. Lineage: Eukaryota; Rhodophyta; Bangiophyceae; Galdieriales; Galdieriaceae. Bases 207 to 1382 code for a protein of 391 amino acids.